Molecule: messenger RNA, 2738 nt
Organism: Castor canadensis (American beaver)
Lineage: Eukaryota; Metazoa; Chordata; Mammalia; Rodentia; Castoridae
Gene: P3h3
Product: prolyl 3-hydroxylase 3
Biological process (GO): collagen metabolic process
Cellular component (GO): endoplasmic reticulum
Molecular function (GO): iron ion binding; L-ascorbic acid binding; procollagen-proline 3-dioxygenase activity
Source: RefSeq, a predicted model, not a curated record
AUCUCUCCUUCCUUUCCCUCCCCCUCCUUCCCCCCUUUUCUCUCCCUCCCUCCUGGCUCCCGCAUUUCCCUUCGGCAGCCGGCCGCAUUUCCCUUCGGCGACUCUGGCACCAUGCUCCGGCUCCUCCGGUUGCUGCUGUUACUGCUGCUGCUGCCUCCCCCGGGGUCGCCCGAGCCCUCCGAGCCCCCAGGCCUGGCCCCACUGUCCCCAGGAGCGCUCCCCCAGGCCCCCGAUUUGCUCUACGCCGACGGGCUGCGCGCCUACGCGGCCGGGGCUUGGGCGCGGGCCGUGGCGCUGCUGCGGGAGGCGCUGCGAAGCCAGGCGGCGCUGGGCCGCACGCGGCGGGACUGCGGGGCAAGCUGCGCGGCCGAGCCGGGCGCCGCGCUUCCCGCCCAGCUUCUCGGCGCCCCGGAGCCCCCGGGGUCCUGGGAGACUCUGCUCCUCCGCGCCACGCUCCGCCGCGCCGAUUGCCUGACCCGGUGCGCAGCGCGUAAGUUGGGCCCCGGGGGCGCGGCGCGGCUCCGCGUGGGGAGUGCGCUGCGGAAUGCCUUCCGCCGGCGGGAGCCCUACAACUACCUGCAGAGGGCCUAUUACCAGUUGAAGAAGUUAGACCUGGCAGCAGCUGCAGCACACACCUUCUUUGUAGCAAACCCAACACACUUGCAGAUGAGGGAGGACAUGGCGAAGUACAGACGAAUGUCUGGGGUUCGGCCCCAGAGUUUCCGGGACCUGGAGACACCCACGCAUUGGGCAGCCUACGAUACUGGCCUGGAGUUAUUGGGGCGCCAAGAGGCAGGACUGGCACUGCCCAGACUAGAGGAGGCCCUGCAGGCGAGCCUGGCUCAGAUGGAGAGCUGCCGUGCAGGCUGUGAGGGGCCUGAGGAGCAGCAGGGAGCAGAAGAGGAAGAGGCUGGGAGCAGCCCUGGACUCUAUGAGGCCAUUGCAGGGCACUGGAUUCGGGUCCUGCAGUGCCGGCAGCGCUGUGUGGCCGACACAGCCACCCGUCCUGGUCGCAGCUUCCCUGUCCCCGACUUCCUUCCUAGCCAGCUGAGGCGGCUGUAUGAGGCCCAUGCUCAAGUGGGGAAUCUGUCUCAGGCCGUGGAAAAUGUCCUCAGUGUCCUGCUCUUCUACCCGGAAGAUGAGGCAGCCAAAAGUGCUCUGACCCAGUACCAAGCUGAGCUAGGAGAGCCGAGACCCGGCCUUGGACCAAGAGAGGAUAUCCAGCGUUUCAUCCUGCGGUCCCUAGGGGAGAAGAGACAGCUCUACUAUGCCAUGGAGCACCUGGGUACUAGCUUCGAGGACCCCGAUUCCUGGACCCCAGUAAGCUUCAUUCCUGAGGCACUGAGGGAAAAGCUCAGAGAGGAUCAAGAGACGAGGCCUUGGGACCACGAGCCUCCACAGCUGAAGUCCUUGACCUACUGGAAGGACGUCCUCCUCUUGGAGGGAGUGACCCUGACCCAUGAUGCCACACAACUGAAUGGGUCGGAGCGAGCGGUGUUGGAUGGGCUGCUCACCCCGGCCGAGUGCGGGGUACUGCUGCAGCUGGCCAAGGAUGCAGCUGGGGCUGGAGCCAGGUCUGGCUAUCGUGGUCGCCGCUCCCCUCACACCCCCCAUGAACACUUUGAAGGGCUCACAGUACUCAAGGCUGCGCAGCUGGCCAGGGCUGGGACUGUGGGCAGCCAGGGUGCUAAGCUGCUCCUGGAGGUGAGCGAGCGAGUGCGGACCUUGACCCAGGCCUACUUCUCUCCGGAGCGGCCCCUGCAUCUUUCCUUCACCCACCUGGUGUGCCGUAGUGCCAUAGAAGGAGAGCAAGAGCAGCGCAUGGACCUGAGUCAUCCUGUGCAUGCAGACAACUGCAUCCUGGAACCUGACACUGGGGAGUGCUGGCGGGAGCCCCCAGCCUACACCUAUCGAGACUAUAGUGGCCUCCUCUACCUCAAUGAUGACUUUCAGGGUGGGGAUUUGUUCUUCACGCAACCAAAUGCCCUCACUGUCACGGCUCAGGUCCGUCCUCGCUGUGGACGCCUCGUGGCCUUCAGCUCUGGUGGGGAGAAUCCUCACGGUGUGUGGGCUGUGACACGGGGCCGGCGCUGUGCCCUGGCACUGUGGCACACGUGGGCACCUGAGCACAAGGAGCAGGAAUGGACAGAAGCCAAAGAGCUGCUGAAGGAGCCAGAAGAGGAGGAAGAGGAGGACGAGGAGGAAGAAGGAGGGGAGAUGCCUAGCAGGGACCCUUCCCCAGAACCCCCCAGCCGCAAGUUUCAGCGAGUCCAAGACAAAGCUGGGAAGCCACCUCGGGUCAGAGAGGAGCUGUGAGUGGCUGAACCAGCUCCUUGGGGAUGUGGCCACUUGACUUGUGAAGCGACUCACAAGAACCUCCGAUGUGACAUCAGGAACACAACAGCAAGCUCUCUGUCCCUGCACACCACCAUCUUGGGGACAAAGGACAAGGGCCAUUGAGCCUGGACUCAGAGAACACUGCACAGAUGUAGCUUAGAGCUCACUGGGCUGGCCCCAGCUCACGGACCCGUAGCCUUACGGCAGGCAGAGGACACCAUGCCUCUAUGAAAGGAAAUGGCAAGGGUGGGAGGCUGACUGCUUCAGUGGGAAUAAAGGAGAGAGAACCUCAUCCUCUCACCCAGCCUGUGCAAUAAAGAAUGUAGAGACUCUCAGCCAGGACCCAGCGGUGUAUCACAGUUUCUGUGGUGGCUGGAGAUGGGGGUACUGUGGCCAGCCUG